Molecule: messenger RNA, 951 nt
Organism: Acanthisitta chloris (rifleman)
Lineage: Eukaryota; Metazoa; Chordata; Aves; Passeriformes; Acanthisittidae
Gene: LHFPL2
Product: lipoma HMGIC fusion partner-like 2
Exons: 2
Coding region: 1-687 (228 amino acids)
Cellular component (GO): membrane
Source: RefSeq, a predicted model, not a curated record
AUGUGUCAUGUCAUUGUAACGUGCCGGUCUAUGCUAUGGACUCUCCUGAGUAUCGUGGUCGCUUUCGCAGAGCUCAUUGCCUUCAUGAGCGCAGACUGGUUGAUUGGCAAGGCGAAGCCUUCAAGCUCAGAUGAUGUGGACAACAGAACAGGGGGAUCACAGGAGCCUUACCAUCCGACCCUGGGCAUCUACGGGCGCUGCACCAGGAUCCCCCAAAUGCAGUUUACUAGGCGAGACACACUCUGUGGUCCCUAUGCUGAAAACUUCAACGAGAUAGCCAGUGGGUUCUGGCAGGCGACCGCUAUCUUCCUAGCCAUGGGAAUUGUGAUUCUCUGUACCGUGGCAUUUGUGUCUGUCUUUACUAUGUGUGUGCAGAGUAUUAUGAAGAAAAGCAUUUUUAAUGUCUGUGGGCUGCUACAAGGGAUUGCAGGGCUCUUCCUUAUCUUAGGCUUGAUACUUUACCCUGCAGGUUGGGGAUGCCAGAAGGCAAUAAACUAUUGUGGACCUUAUGCUUCUGCUUACAAACUAGGAGACUGCUCCUUGGGCUGGGCUUUCUACACAGCCAUUGGUGGCACCUGUCUGACGUUCAUCUGUGCAGUCUUGUCGGCGCAAGCUGAAAUAGCCACAUCCAGUGACAAAGUGCAAGAAGAAAUAGAAGAAGGAAAAAACCUUAUCUGCCUCCUUUAACUCCAGUGGGGAAAAAAAUCACCAGUGCCUGGAUCUUUGUCUGCUUUCCAUUGACUGGACAAGCAGAUCCACUUACCUGUUCUUACCAUUUGUGUGAUUGAGCCCCAUGCAUUCCAGCCCCGAACUACUGAAAGGGUCUUUUUCCUUGCUGGGCAAUGAGGAUCAGAGAAAAGAUCGCAAGAAAGCAGAAUGUAAAUACUUGGGGAUAUUUUUUAGUUUCAUUCUGUGAUCAGGACACAGUGGAAUAUACUAAUCUGACUGGGG